AUGGUCCACGCCAUGGGGGCUACCCAUCCAGCCGCAUCUGCUCCAGCUCGCACCAGUGCCGCCACCACCAUCCCUUCGAAGACCCUCGAGCAAGCUAACUCGCACCACAUCAUGUCUGUUGAGCAUGAGGCUACCUCCACUACGUCCACUCACCUCGUCAACUCCGACCUCGACACCCAGAACGCUGCCACCCACGAGCUCCUCCUACACCUCUGCAACCUCACCAGGGAGUCUGGACUAAUCAGGCGCGAGCAGCUCCACCUCCAGGCCGCUGGGCUGGGAUACCCACCCACCAACCGUUACGUGGCCAUGACCCCCACCAUCACGCAAGGCUUUAUUCCAGGCCCAGCUUGUCGUGCUCUCGGUAUUGGCAUCAGCAAGGAGCUCACUGGGAAUGUCAACAGCCAUGAGUCAGACAACGACCAGGACAUCGCCAUGAAGGACGGCACCGACGCUACUACCACCUCCGACGAUACCUCCUACGCGGGCCACGUCUCUGAGGACAGCUCGACGGCUGAACGUGUCACAGCCCCUAGGUCGAUCGCGACGUUCGAGGUCUCGGACCCUCAAGACAACAACAAGAAGCCGCCCUUCAGUAACGCGACCGAGCUUGCUACCCCCAGCCUCAACACCGAGUCUGAGCCGGUCAGCGCUCCCGCCCGCAUCAGCAUCUUAUCGUACCCCACCGCCAUGACCCGUGUCCCGCCGCCUCCACCCCCUCCCUCGCAGAUCGCCACGCCUGUCGAUCCGCUUGUACAGAACGGCACCAACGUUGGCCCGGCCAGGAUCCCCACUACCCUCGCCAUCGACGCUGCCCUGCGCCACGCGGCUCCGCCUCCCGCCCUCCAGCACCCCCAAGAGACACCAAUCCACGGGGAACAAGACAUGCUGGCCGCAGGACCUCACUGGAGACAACCUGAGACGUACCCUACCCACGCUGGCUAUACGUACCGUCCUCCCAUGUACGCUCCCGCCCGUUAUAUCUACGCCAAUCCUCCUCCUCUCGGCUCCCAGCCCCCAACCCCAAUCUCGCCAUACUACACCCAGCCUGUUCGCUUCUUGCCACACGGAUUCGUGCCCGCCUAUGCGGAAGCCUGUCCCCCGCGCGUAUUCACGCCCAUGGUCCAGCCCCCCAACAUGCCGCACCCCCAGCACAUCCACCACGUCCGCCCUGGAUGGACCCAGGCUCCCCAAUACAACCACCAAGAUCACCAGGCUAGCCACACUGCGCCCAGCGGCCCGCAGCACUCGCCACCAGUACACCACAGCGGCCCUCCUCCUGCUCAGCACGCUGGCCAGGAAGCCAUCCAAACUGCCCAGGCUGUCCAACCCUCCGCCCAGCAACCCACCUUCCGCCCUCCCCCUCAGAUCACUGGCAGUGAAGUCUAG
This is a messenger RNA of Apiotrichum porosum, 1389 nucleotides long. RefSeq lists its product as uncharacterized. The transcript has 4 exons. The record is from RefSeq and is a predicted model, not a curated record. Lineage: Eukaryota; Fungi; Basidiomycota; Tremellomycetes; Trichosporonales; Trichosporonaceae. Bases 1 to 1389 code for a protein of 462 amino acids.